AUGACGGCGGAAGGGUUCGCGGCGAGGCUGCCUCCAUGGAUUUCGUUUUCCCCUGCAACCGCCGGCGAGCACGAAGGAGCAGCAUUCGCCAUACCAUGCCACCUUGAUGCCCAUCACGCCGCGAUGGGUUUUUUGGGUGCCGCUGCCUCACUCAGCGCCCCGGAGACCGCUCGAGGCGUCGGCUGCGGAGGUAGCGGGAGGGACGCUCGCACACGUGCGUCGCUUUGGUCGCCGCUCCCAUCAUCCACGCCGCUACGAGAAGGAGGAGGAAGAGGAGGAGGAGAAACCACGACGCAAGUUAGUUUUUCCUUCAUUGCUCUGGCGCGUGGACGUCGUCGCCGGCAACCCUGUUGGGACAGCUAUCCCCCCUCCCCCUCUACGGCGACCGACGCAUCGCUUCUUCUCCCCUGCGUGGCACGGAAUUCAACGAUGACGCAGAUUGCUUCCGCGGUGUUUGUUCUUUUUGUUUUGUGUGCCGUCCCUCACCGCUGGGUGCAGAAGCGUUAUCGUCCCCGGCGGACGUUCCGCUUGCGAACCUGUUACUGGGCCACCCGUCGUGGGCUCCGUGCGGGGGCUGGAAACGGGCGCAUGCCCUCUUCCAAGACGCCUCUGCGCCUCUCAGUUGCAGAGCCGCCACUUCCGCGGUUGGAUAUCCGUGGGGCCAGGCGCAGCACCACUACUCACACCGCCGCCCAGCAGGAAACGGAUGCUCAUUUCACGAGUGACUGA
This is a messenger RNA of Trypanosoma conorhini, 729 nucleotides long. RefSeq lists its product as uncharacterized. The record is from RefSeq and is a predicted model, not a curated record. NCBI's taxonomy places the organism in Eukaryota, Euglenozoa, Kinetoplastea, Trypanosomatida, Trypanosomatidae. The coding region runs from base 1 to 729 and encodes 242 amino acids. The transcript has a single exon.